This is a messenger RNA of Piliocolobus tephrosceles (Ugandan red Colobus), 5320 nucleotides long. RefSeq names its product WD repeat domain 35 (gene WDR35). The transcript is spliced from 26 exons. The coding region runs from base 1116 to 4421 and encodes 1101 amino acids. Gene Ontology annotation, biological process: non-motile cilium assembly; intraciliary retrograde transport; protein localization to cilium. Lineage: Eukaryota; Metazoa; Chordata; Mammalia; Primates; Cercopithecidae. The record is from RefSeq and is a predicted model, not a curated record. Gene Ontology annotation, cellular component: non-motile cilium; intraciliary transport particle A. Gene Ontology annotation, molecular function: protein binding.
UCUCAGAGCAUGAUCUAUGGACCAGCAGCACCUAGCAUGGUGUUAGCACUGCCGAAUAUCGGCUCUACCCCAAACCAAGUGAAUCCAGCCAUCUGUGUUUUAACAAGGCCCGUGGGGAGUCUGAGGCACACUCAAAUUUGAGAACUACUUCCAGUUCAUCUGGCCCAGCAUCUAAUUCCAGGAUGCUUUUCCAUUUCAUGUGUUUGUCUCCCUCUUCAAGAUGUGGACCCUGAAGGCAGGAGCCAUGUUGGUUGUCUCUCUGGCACUCAGACCAGUUUCAACAGGGUGAUUGACGCCCCAGGGUAACUGAUCAGUUUUCCUUUCCCCUCCCUGCCCUGUACAAGCACAAGGGAGUCUGGGGAGAAGGAGAGAGGAGGAAAGGGUCGAUGGAAGAUGACCUUCUUUUGUUUUCCCGAGUCUCUCAAGGGUUUGAGGUUUUUGUGGGAGGUUGGGGCACAUUAUGCUGCUUCUCUCAAAUUGGAGACCAUUGUUACCAUGUAAUUUUAUGUUGUGGCCUGACUUGAUCCAGAAUUCUGUCUCCAAUAGUUUUAUGUGGGUUUUCUCCCUGGAAAAAGUUUUUAUUGCGAUUGAGCAAAUAAAGCAAUGUUGGCUAACUGUUCCCUUUUCUGGAUCGAUAUGUCCUUCAUCUGGGCAAGUGGCAGUGGCCAGCUCCUCUGGCUUGCAGGACCAGCAAGGAAGAUUUUCAGACGUGACUAAUGUAUAGGCUCCUUGGACUUCCUACUCAUGAACUCUCAUAAAAUGCGCUUUGUUCCAUCAUCGGCAAUUUAACACAGCAGCAAGCAGUCCUGGGCUGGGGAGCAGCCUGGCCUCGCCUUUAGUGCACUUCCUCCUUGGGCUGGCUGUGAGCUUUCAGAUAGCCAGACGUAAUUCCUUUUGAAUUGCUUAAUGGACAUACAAUUUUAAUCAGUCAUAGGACACUUGAGUGGGAAGGAACUGGAGAAAUCAUCUACUUCUUUAUUUUACAGGUAAAGGUUCUGGCUUAAAGAUUAUGCAGUUGGUUAACAGAAUUAUGACCAGAGCUAGUGCGCUGCGCAGGCGCACUACGCCGGUGCCCGGUGCGAGGGCGUCACCGGAAGUGCCCCGCGGCGCCCGGGAUGCGACAUGGCAACAUCGCGGUUGCCAGGGCGACGGGAGCUUUCCGCAGCUUCUGGUACUCCAGAUUGGAAACAGAACCGUUAACUGUCGAGGGCCUUAGCAGCCGUCGUGACCCUCUAGGGAAUCCCACGAUGUUGUUCUACCUGACCAAGAAAAUUUCCUUUCCCAAUAACGUGAAGCUGAAGUGUGUAUCCUGGAACAAGGGAGAAGGGUUCAUAGCAUGCGGUGGUGAAGAUGGAUUACUGAAAGUUUUGAAAUUAGAGACGCAGACAGAUGAUGCAAAAUUGAGGGGCCUUGCAGCCCCCAGUAAGCUUUCUAUGAAUCAGACUCUUGAAGGUCAUAGUGGUUCUGUUCAAGUUGUUACAUGGAAUGAACAGUAUCAGAAGUUGACUACCAGUGAUGAAAAUGGGCUUAUCAUUGUGUGGAUGUUAUAUAAAGGCUCUUGGUUUGAGGAGAUGAUCAACAAUCGAAAUAAAUCAGUUGUUCGCAGUAUGAGCUGGAAUGCUGACGGACAGAAGAUCUGCAUUGUAUAUGAAGAUGGGGCUGUGAUUGUUGGUUCAGUGGAUGGCAAUCGUAUUUGGGGAAAAGACCUGAAGGGUAAACAGCUAUCCCAUGUAACAUGGUCUGCGGACAGUAAAGUCUUACUUUUUGGAAUGGCAAAUGGGGAAAUACACAUUUAUGAUAAUCAAGGAAAUUUUAUAAUGAAAAUGAAACUGAGUUGUUUGGUGAAUGUCACUGGAGCUAUCAGCAUUGCUGGGAUUCAUUGGUACCAUGGCACAGAAGGCUAUGUGGAGCCUGAUUGCCCUUGCCUUGCUGUUUGCUUCGACAAUGGAAGAUGCCAAAUAAUGAGACAUGAGAAUGACCAAAAUCCCGUUUUGAUUGACACUAGCAUGUACGUAGUAGGCAUCCAGUGGAACCACAUGGGCAGUGUGUUAGCUGUGGCGGGCUUCCAGAAGGUGGCCACGCAGGACAAAGAUGUGAACAUUGUGCAGUUUUACACUCCAUUUGGUGAGCAUCUGGGUACUUUGAAAGUUCCUGGGAAGGAAAUAUCUGCACUAUCUUGGGAAGGAGGUGGACUGAAAAUUGCACUAGCUGUUGAUUCCUUUAUAUAUUUUGCAAACAUUCGACCUAAUUAUAAGUGGGGUUAUUGCUCAAAUACUGUGGUUUAUGCAUAUACCAGACCUGAUCGUCCAGAGCACUGUGUUGUCUUCUGGGAUACAAAACACAAUGAAAAACAUGUUAAAUAUGUGAAGGGUCUCAUUUCUAUUACUACCUGUGGCGAUUUCUGCAUUUUGGCUACAAAAGCUGAUGAAAAUCAUCCUCAGUUUGUACUAGUUCUUUGUAAUUCUAUUGGUACUCCCUUGGAUCCCAAAUACAUUGAUAUUGUACCACUGUUUGUUGCAAUGACAAAAACCCAUGUGAUAGCAGCCUCGAAAGAAGCAUUUUAUACCUGGCAGUAUCGUGUGGCAAAGAAGCUCACAGCAUUGGAAAUUAAUCAGAUUACACGGUCUCAAAAAGAAGGGAGAGAAAGAAUUUAUCAUGUUGAUGAUACCCCUUCUGGAUCUAUGGAUGGUGUGCUUGAUUAUAGUAAAGCCAUUCAAGGCACAAGGGAUCCAAUUUGUGCCAUAACUGCAUCAGAUAAGAUAUUGAUUGUGGGUCGUGAAUCUGGCACCAUUCAGAGAUACAGUCUACCUAAUGUUGGUUUGAUUCAAAAAUAUUCCCUUAAUUGUCGAGGCUACCAGUUAUCCUUGAAUUGCAACUCUAGCCGUCUUGCUGUCAUAGAUAUCUCAGGAGUUCUGACUUUCUUUGACUUGGAUGCUCGAGUAAUGGACAGUACAGGACAGCAAGUAGUUGGAGAGUUGUUAAAAUUGGAGCGAAGAGAUGUCUGGGAUAUGAAGUGGGCCAAAGAUAAUCCUGAUUUGUUUGCAAUGAUGGAGAAGACAAGAAUGUAUGUGUUCAGAAACUUGGAUCCUGAGGAACCCAUUCAGACCUCUGGAUAUAUUUGUAAUUUUGAGGAUUUAGAAAUUAAAUCUGUUCUUUUGGAUGAGAUAUUAAAGGAUCCAGAACAUCCAAACAAGGAUUACCUAAUUAACUUUGAGAUUCGGUCUCUGCGAGAUAGCCGAGCACUGAUUGAGAAGGUUGGAAUUAAAGAUGCAUCUCAGUUCAUAGAAGACAAUCCACACCCCCGACUUUGGCGCCUACUGGCUGAAGCAGCUCUUCAGAAACUGGAUCUCUACACUGCAGAGCAAGCAUUUGUGCGCUGCAAAGAUUACCAAGGCAUUAAGUUUGUGAAGCGCUUGGGCAAACUACAGAGUGAGUCAGUGAAACAGGCUGAAGUUGCUGGCUACUUUGGCAGGUUUGAAGAGGCUGAAAGAACAUAUCUUGAGAUGGACAGAAGGGAUCUUGCUAUUGGCCUCCGGCUGAAAUUGGGGGAUUGGUUUAGAGUACUCCAGCUCCUGAAAACUGGAUCUGGUGAUGCAGAUGACAGUCUCAUGGAACAAGCCAAUAAUGCCAUUGGAGACUACUUUGCUGAUCGACAAAAGUGGUCGAAUGCUGUACAAUAUUAUGUACAAGGGCGGAACCAGGAACGCUUAGCUGAAUGUUACUAUAUGUUAGAGGAUUAUGAGGGAUUAGAGAACCUUGCCAUUUCACUUCCAGAAAACCACAAGUUACUUCCAGAAAUAGCACAAAUGUUUGUCAGAGUUGGGAUGUGUGAACAAGCAGUGACUGCAUUUUUGAAAUGCAAUCAACCAAAGGCAGCGGUAGAUACCUGCGUACAUCUCAACCAAUGGAACAAAGCUGUUGAAUUGGCUCAAAAUCAUAGUAUGAAAGAAAUUGGAUCUCUGUUAGCUAGGUAUGCAUCUCAUUUACUGGAAAAGAAUAAAACUUUUGAUGCCAUAGAACUCUAUCGGAAAGCCAAUUACUUUUUGGAUGCUGCUAAACUGAUGUUUAAGGUUGCAGAUGAAGAGGCAAAGAAAGGAAGUAAACCUUUACGUGUCAAGAAGCUCUAUGUAAUGUCAGCCUUACUUAUAGAGCAACACCAUGAACAGAUGAAGAAUGCCCAGCGAGGAAAAGUUAAAGGAAAAAGUUCAGAGGCCACUUCUGCCUUGGCUGGUUUGCUGGAAGAGGAAGUUCUGUCUACAACAGAUCGUUUCACAGAUAAUGCAUGGAGAGGGGCAGAGGCUUACCACUUCUUUAUGCUUGCACAGAGGCAGCUCUAUGAGGGAUAUGUGGACGCUGCACUGAAGACAGAUUUGAAAUUCUACCUUCGUGUGCUGAGACCAGCUCGGUCAGGGAGACCCUAACCCAGUGGCGAUAGAGGAAUUAAAGACAUGCACGCAGAAAUACAGAUGUAUGAAGUGGGAAAUCAGGGGUCUCACAGCCUUCAGAGCUGAGAGCCCCGAACAGAGAUUUACUCAUUUGAGGUGGAGGUGCCACUAUACCACCAUGGUUCCAGAUAAUAGGAGCUCUUGCCAUACUUCUUAUAUCUACCAUCUGACUGUUUUGUUCAGACCAUCUGAACAUAGUGUGGCCAUGGCACGCAGACUGAGAGGUGCAAUUCAAGCUAAACAUCCCCUUAGGGGACCAAUUAAUAAUGAUUCCAUAGGAAUCGUGCAGCACCUCUGCCUGUUCUGCAAUGUAAUCUUCUUAAACAAGUAUGUUCAUUUUUUCUGGCCAGGUUCAAUUUUGUUUACAAAUAGGUUUUUGAGGGCGGUAUGCCUCAAUUAUAGGAGCAGAUUUAUUAUGGUAAAUACUGAAAUCAGAAAGCAUGUGUAACUACAUCAUAGAGUGAUUACAUCUAGGCAUUAUUGCCAGCCAAGAUUGAUAAAGAUGCCCAAUAAGUAUAAUUGUUCCCUGUGUCAGCCCUUAUUGAAGGAAUACUCACGGCAAUGGUGAUCACUGCUAUCAUAGCUACCAUUAAAUUACUCAUUAUGACUGGUUGUCCCGCUUUCCUCAGAUUUUCUUCCAACAUCUGUGACAGCUUCUUGAUCUGUCCCAAGGUGGGUAGCUGUGUUCGACGGGUGUUGCUUGUGACAGCUGGGAUCCUCCUCUCCUCAGUGUCAGUUUUGACAUUGCUGCAACCGGGGGGUCCUCGGGAUCAUCCCGGAAUCUCUUCCUCAGCAUCUGGCUUGUAAGGUUUCAGGUGUCUUGAUGGUAUCCAAAUCAGCUGUUGAUUUUGGCCUGGAGAAACACAAGCAUAACC